GCAUGUAACUCAGUCUUCACUGCUCUGGACCACUGUCAGGAGGCUGUGGAGAUCACCAGUGAAGACCAUGUGAUACAGGUACACACAUACACACACACACACACACACACACACAAACACACACACAGUCAUUCAGCCACACUGAAACACAAUGGGUUUCUCAACAUUUCUGGGUUGUUUAGGUAUUCAGGUAAUUAUAUUGUAAAAUAAACAAACAUGAAAAACGAAUCAUUCUUAUCCCUCUCGUUCCCUCUCCCCCAGUACGUGAACCCAGCGUUUGAGCACAUGAUGGGAUACCAUAAAGGAGAGUUAAUAGGGAAAGAGCUGACAGAACUCCCCAAGAGUGACAAGAACCGAGCAGAUCUUCUAGACACCAUCAACACUUACAUCAAGAAAGGAAAGGUGAGCUUCAGCCACGGUGGAGGUGAGAGAUCCUCAGAGAGCCCAAAACCUCAACACCUGGUUGAAGAUCAUCCACCCAUUCUUUAUAUUUGUCUAGUGUUUUCUGUCCAGUUGUCUCUGUCAUUUCCUCAUUGUAUGAAUGUUAUAUUGUUGUCUGACUGUAUGUUCCGACAAUGUCUCUAGGAGUGGCAGGGGAUCUACCACGCCAGGAGGAAGUCAGGUGACAGCAUACAGCAGCACGUCAAGAUUACGCCUGUCAUUGGCCAGGGAGGGUAAGUCACUUACGACAUCACUUCCUCUAUAAGGGGCCAGACAUCUUAACUUUAUUGCACUGGGGACUGGCAGGCUAUUGUAUGGUAUUCCACCUUGAAUUGAUAACUGGUUGUGUAACUGGUAGUUACACAAAGAUGGUUCCCAAUCUAAUAUGCUUUGCUUUCCAUCUCUUUACAGUAAAAUCCGCCAUUUUGUCUCCAUCAAGAGGCCCCACAGUGACAACAACAAACAGGUGAGCAGGCAUGGAAGUUAUUUUUGUGUUUCAUUUAACGAGAGCAGUCAUGGUGGUCUUAAUGAUUGA
This is a messenger RNA of Coregonus sp. 'balchen', 976 nucleotides long. NCBI's taxonomy places the organism in Eukaryota, Metazoa, Chordata, Actinopteri, Salmoniformes, Salmonidae. The record is from the annotation of a GenBank genome assembly.